AUGGCCAAGCCUAAAAACUUGUCCCGCGAGGAUAGCGAACUUCCCACGACCUCAUUUGCAUUCGAACAGCAGGAGGAAGCAGAUAUUAAGCCCGAAAAAGCAGCACUCUGCUACAAGGCUUGGCCCAGAACGUUGCCACCGGAGGCUUGCGUGGUGUGCGGCCAAAAGACAACCAGUUUCCACUACGAUGUUCCGAGCUGUAAUGGUUGCAAAACGUUUUUCCGGCGAGUCAUCAUUGGCAGAAAAUCCUACAAGUGCGUGAAGGAUGGCAGAUGCUACGAGGGGUCAAUAGAGAAUUUUACAUGUCGAGAAUGCCGAUUCAGACGUUGCGUAGCUAUGGGGAUGAAUCCCGAUGCAAUUCAAACUGGCCAAAACUUGGACAAAAACCCAAUGUACAUGCAAAUUCGCGCAAAAAGGCGAUCCACUGACGAUACAGAAGAAGACGAGCCGAUAAAAACCGUGCAGGUUCUGAUGAACCCUCGACUACGCGAGGAUUCGAUCCAACAUCUUGUUGACGAGUUGCUAUAUCUGGAAACUAAUGUCAGAAAACUACGCCUCUCCACCUACAAUCCUCACCACCUGGACCUGAAAAAUGUUUCUGAAGCUUUGGAGAAAACCUCGGUGCUAUACUUGGCUCAAAAAUUAAAGCCGAUGCCCGACUGGCCGCUAAAGCAACAACCACGAGACUGGACGAAACCCACGGACACGUGGCAGCGGCCGCCAAACAAGAAAUUCUGGCCCUUUUUCGACCUGCUGCUUUCGAUCGAAUACGCGAAGACUUUCGACUUUUUCGAGAAGCUCGGCACGAUGGAUCAGCUCGCAUUGGUGCGCUAUAUCUCUGUGGUGGUGUCGACGAUUACGCAGUGCUACUAUAGUCUUCAAGAGGACCCUAGCGCUGAAUUGGUCAUCUACCCGGACGGGACAAAACGCGGCGAUUCGGCGCAAUCAUUUGCCAGCAACCUACGCGGGAUAUUCGCCUACAACCUUGCCGCAUUUCGUCACUCCCGGAUUGCACGCAAAGAGUUUGUGCUCCUGAAGGCUAUCGCCCUGUGCGAUACUGCCGUCGAAGGCCUCACCCCAGCCGGAAGUAAGAUUCUUCAAGAAGCGAGAGAUAAAUAUUCCGAAGCAUUACUAUCUCAUGCCAUGGCAAAACACGGAACUUCGGCUGGUCCGACUAGAUUCCAAGAGCUGCUCGCGAUCGUCCAACUUCUAAUCCGGAGCGCGAAGAAGCAUAGGGAAAUUCACUUGUUAAAUGUGAUAAUUCGCCCUCCGCGGAUGCUCUCGUCAUUUGUCGAGGAAAUUAUGGACGCU
This is a messenger RNA of Mesorhabditis spiculigera, 1311 nucleotides long. Lineage: Eukaryota; Metazoa; Nematoda; Chromadorea; Rhabditida; Rhabditidae. The record is from the annotation of a GenBank genome assembly.